AUCCAUUCACGCGCUCCAACUCUCCCGCCACCUGUUGAGUGUGCAUUUUUUCUUUUCUGCUAGUCCCUCGCCCCACACAGCCUAUCCCCGUACCUCACGCCCCGGCUGGUGUUCCUGACUGUGCUGAUUCCAGCAUCCCAUCCAAAAUCGUCGCGCAAUUGCGAAUACGAGUCCUAGCCCUAGGUUGGCAGCGCAUUCAUCCAUAACAAAAAAGGUGCUUUCAUAACGCGCUUGACGGGGAGACUGCCCAAGAAGAGGAAGAAAAGCCAAAGCAACAUUGCACACGCUUUCUCCUUUCUGCUCUUUGUUUCCAAUUAUUUUUUCUUUCCCGCUCCUAUUUCCCCACUCUUUUCUUUUCCCUUUUCACAUACACUAUGCAUCUCACAGCACGCGCAUCGUCGCUCAGCCCAACCAGCAGCGGCAGCGGCACAAAGCUAUCGGCGCCAAGGUGCAUUAUCCGGUCAACGCACAGCUACCACGCCCAGACCGCCAAGGAGCUAUCGUUUGAAAAGGGGGAGUUUUUCCAUGUCGUAGAGCGCGAAAACGAUCCAGUGUGGUUUGACGCCUGCAAUCCCCUGACAGGCAGGCGCGGCCUUGUGCCCGUUGCACUGUUUGAGGUCAUGGAGACACGGCAGGAGCGCAUGCGCAGGACGCAGCGGUCCAUGUCGACAGUACCGGGCCUCCAGUCAAACCCUGUCACGCCGGUCCCCACAUCGCAGUCCGAUAUCUUCCCGCACUCUCACCAUGCCUCGGUCAGCAGCCCCUCUCGCACAUCGCUGGGCAUUUCGCGCAGCUUCUCCAACAUGUCUGCCGGCAUGCAGCAGACACACAGCCCCCUGAUGGGCUCGUCGCCGCCGUCGCAGCGGAGACCCAGCGAGGGCGCAACGCUUGUUGAGGGCAUGUCGAGCAUGUCGUUGCGGUCACGGGCAGCGAGCACUCUGCACCAGCGCCAGACCAGCAGCGCUGGCCAGUCCCCAGCGCCGUCAGUCCCCGCGCAGAUUCAACUCUACGGCGCAAUGCUGUACGACUUUGAAGCAGAGACCAGUGAUGAGAUUUCGCUCAAGGCUGAGGAAUCCGUGCUUAUUGUUGCACAGAGCACUGAGGACUGGUUUGUCGCCAAGCCAGCCAUGCGUGCAUGUGCCCCUGGCCUCGUGCCUGUCGCAUACGUCAAGCUCCAUGACCACAUCUCAGGCGGGGCCAUUGAUGAUCUGCAAGCGUAUCUGCGUCGCUACCACCUACGGCUGCCGAGCGUGGCUGAGUGGAAGAAAAAGUCCUUGGCCACGCGCUCGUCACGCAGCUCAGGGACCGCAGGCAGCGACACUGCCAGCAGUAACAGCAUCGAGGGCCAGUCUACGCCACCUGGAAGCACUACCGGAAAUCGGGAGAGCAUUCUCGGGCAGUGGCCCCCUCAGAUGAAGCCGCGGACCAGAGCCCGGACCGCCAGCUCGUCAACCAGCUCGAUUGCAGACCGCAGCUCACUGCGCCCCCUGCACAAGGGCCGGCAGGCGUCAGCCAGCUCGUUGCAGUAUCUGGCCAUGGAGAACCUGCCGCCCUUCCACCCGCAGGACUUGGCAUCGGCGUCGGUACCCACGUUCAUCUGCAAAGACGGCGCCUAUUUGUUUUUGAUCUCGCUCAAAUUCAAGACCGGCGACGAGCGCAAUCUAUAUCGUGGCUAUGAUGACUUUGUGCACUUCCACAUCCAGCUCACUGACCUGUUCCCGGAUGACAUGAAGCGCUUGGCAUCACCGCACUUCUUGAAUGCCAACAUGGCAUCUGGUGGCUACGUCAACGACGGUAUUGCAGAGAAGCGCCGCAGCGACAUUCGACGACUACGUGCAGGGUCUCAUGAAUAUGCCACAGCCUGUUGUAAUCAACCAUGUCUUCCAGCGCAUGUUUGGCUCGGGAUCCAGCUCCACAGGCAUUCCUCUCAACCGGACACCCUCGACACGGUCCCACACGACGUCACCAGCGUCGUACCAGACCCAGCAUGUGCCCUCGCUGUCAGUCGAUAGUGGUGUAGACACUGGUUCGACCCACAGCACAUCGCCAAAGUCUGCUGCACGCUCAAGUACUGUACUGUCGCCCGCUGAAGCGAUCUUGUCAUCGACGCGAUCAGCCCUGGCUGCAAAGUACGGUGAGCGCGGCUCCAUGCAGCCGCCAUCUCGGUCACCCCCGCGCAUUGUCCACAAGUCAAGCACGCUGACUCUGGUAGGAAAUAUACCGAUGAUCAAGGUCAAGGUGCGCGUGGGCGGCGACAUGGUGGCCAUGCGGCUACCGUCGACGCUAGGUGUUGAGCAGAUCAAGG
Messenger RNA from Linderina pennispora, 2305 nucleotides. RefSeq lists its product as uncharacterized. Lineage: Eukaryota; Fungi; Kickxellomycota; Kickxellomycetes; Kickxellales; Kickxellaceae. The coding region runs from base 375 to 2012 and encodes 545 amino acids. Gene Ontology annotation, molecular function: phosphatidylinositol binding; protein binding. The transcript has a single exon. The record is from RefSeq and is a predicted model, not a curated record.